Messenger RNA from Spathaspora passalidarum NRRL Y-27907, 351 nucleotides. RefSeq lists its product as uncharacterized. NCBI's taxonomy places the organism in Eukaryota, Fungi, Ascomycota, Pichiomycetes, Serinales, Debaryomycetaceae. The coding region runs from base 1 to 351 and encodes 116 amino acids. The transcript has 2 exons. The record is from RefSeq and is a predicted model, not a curated record.
AUGCCCAGCGUGGAAGUGGAAGUCCUACUGGUACAGGAACACUUCCAGGAGGAGCAAUUCCUGCAACUACUGGUAUGGGAGUUGGUGGUAGAGGUAGCACUGGAGCAGGUGGUGGAAGUGGAGCAGGUGGUGGAAGUGGAGCAGGUGGUGGAAGUGGAGCAGGAGCAGGUGGCGGAACAGGCGCUGGUGUUGGAGGAAGAUCCAACUCCGGUUUUAAUUCAACCAAACAAUGACUUUGGGGACCCAGUACCAGUAGCUGUAGCUGACUCUGGAAAUGUUUUACUCCCUUCCAUGUCCAAUUUGGUUUUGCUUUUAGUUACUGUUCUUCACUUGAUAGCUUUGCUUUUCUAG